CGGCCGCCAUGCCGCGCAGCCCCACGUCCAGUGAGGACGAGAUGGCCCAGAGCUUCUCCGACUACUCGGCUGGCUCCGAGUCGGACAGCUCCAAGGAGGAUUCAGUCUACGGCACCAUCCGCGCUGCCACGUCGGGGAAAACUGCCGCAACCCAGGCCGCCGAGAGCAAGGACCACACGCUGGUCAUCCGCAUCCUCAUCCAUGACUUGCAGCAAACGAAGUGCCUUCGCUUCAACCCCGAUGCCACGGUGUGGGCCGCCAAGCAGCGGGUCCUGUGCUCCCUGACGCAGAGCCUCAAGGAUGUGCUCAACUACGGGCUUUUCCAGCCGGCCAGCAAUGGCCGCGAUGGCAAAUUCCUGGAUGAGGAGAGGCUGCUACGCGAAUACCCGCAGCCCACGGGCAAGGGUGUGCCCUCGCUGGAGUUUCGCUACAAGAAGCGGGUGUACAAGCAGGUCAGCAUGGACGACAAGCAGCUGGCCAGGCUCCACUCCAAGACCAACCUGAAGAGGUGCAUGGAGCACGUGCAGCAUCGAGCGGUGGACAAGAUCGUCAAGGUGCUGGAGCGCGGCCUGGACCCCAACUUCCACGACCUGGACACGGGAGAGACGCCCCUGACGCUGGCGGCGCAGCUGGAGGAGCCGGCGGAGGUGCUGAAGGCGCUGCGGAACGGGGGCGCGCACCUCGACUUCCGCGCCCGCGACGGCAUGACCGCGCUGCACCGGGCGGCCCGCGCGCGCAACCUGCCGGCGCUCCAGACGCUGCUGGAGCUCGGCGCGUCCCCCGACUACAAGGACAGCUACGGGCUGACACCCCUGUACCACACGGCCAUCGUGGGGGGCGACCCCGGCUGCUGCGAGCUGCUGCUGCACGAGCAUGCCACCCUCUGCUGCCCAGACGAGAACGGCUGGCACGAGAUCCACCAGGCCUGCAGGUACGGCCACGUGCAGCAGCUGGAGCACCUGCUCUUCUACGGGGCCGACAUGGGUGCCCAGAAUGCAUCGGGGAACACGGCCCUGCACAUCUGUGCGCUCUACAACCAGGACAGCUGUGCCAAGGUGCUGCUCUUCCGGGGCGGAGACAAGGAACUGAAGAACUACAACAGCCAGACCCCGUUCCAGGUGGCCAUCAUCGCAGGGAACUUUGAACUGGCUGACUACAUCAAGAACCACAAGGAGACGGAUGUGGUCCCCCUUGUGCCAACCAGGAGGACCGGUUCUGGGGUGCCUCCUCGGGCCCGUGACCCUGCAGGGCCUUGCAUCCUGGAGGAGCCAGUGGGCUGGUCCCCCGCAGCCGCCCGCUGGCCCGGAAGCAGCGGUGACCAGCCUCAGUGGAGUGGCCGUGUGCCCUUCCGAGAGGCCCCGGCCUACUCCAACCGCAGGCGGCGGCUCCCCAACACGCUGACGGCACCCCGAGUUCUGCUCAGGUCCAACAGCGACAACAACCUCAACUGCAGUGCCCCCGAGUGGGCCGUGCGUCCCGCGGCCCCUGCUGGCCCUCGAAGCCUGUCUCCACAGCUGCUGCAGCAUGAGGGUGUGGGCCCGGCCCUUGGCAGCACCCCGGGACCCCGCAGCCGCUCCCCGUCCCUUCACAAGCUGGGCGGUGCAGAGGAAGCUCAGGCCACGCAGCAGCCAUGGCACGUGGGACCCGCCUUCUUGCCUGGCGCCAGCAAAGACCAGCUCCCCAACACCCAGUUCCCGGGACCCCGGCGGAAGCUCUACAGUGCGGUGCCUGGGCGCCUCUUCGUGGUGGUCAAGCCGUACCAGCCCCAAGUGGAUGGGGAGAUCCCUCUGCAUCGCGGGGACAGGGUCAAAGUUCUGAGCAUCGGCGAAGGAGGCUUCUGGGAAGGCAGCUCCCGUGGCCAUAUUGGAUGGUUCCCGGCCGAGUGCGUGGAGGAAGUGCAAGGCAGGCCCCAGGACGUGCGGGCAGAGCCCCGCGCGGACCGCAGCAAGAAGCUCUUUCGACACUACACCGUGGGCCCUUAUGACAGCUUCGAUGCAGCCAGCGACUGCACGGUCCAGGACAAGACGGUGGUGCUGCAGAAAACCGACAAUGAGGGGUUCGGCUUCGUGCUCCGGGGGGCCAAAGCCGAUACACCCAUCGAGGAGUUCACGCCUACGCCCGCCUUCCCAGCGCUGCAGUACCUGGAGUCCGUGGACGAAGGCGGCGUGGCCUGGCAGGCUGGGCUGCGGACCGGAGACUUUCUGAUCGAGGUGAACAGCGAGAAUGUUGUGAAAGUUGGUCACCGGCAGGUGGUGACCAUGAUCCGCCAGGGCGGGAACCACCUGGUCCUCAAGGUCGUCACGGUGACCCGGUCCCUGGACCCCGAUGACACGGCCCGGAAGAAAGCCCCGCCACCACCCAAGCGAGCCCCGACCACUGCGCUCACCCUGCGCUCCAAGUCAAUGACGUCGGAGCUGGAGGAGCUCGGCCUCUCGCUAGUGGAUAAAGCCUCCGUGCGGAAGAAGAAGGAUAAGGCUGAGGAAAAGGUGCCCCGGAGUGCUGAGAGCAUGGCCGAGCCCCGGGUGGCCUCCAUCCGCCCGAGGCCCAGCAGCCGCUGCUUCCCGCCCAUCUCCGACAUGAACUCCAUGUAUGAACGCCAGGGGAUUGCUGUGAUGACGCCCACCGUUCCCGGGAGCCCCAAAGGCCCGAUGCUGGGCCUGCCCCGAGGUACGAUGCGAAGGCAGAAGUCCAUAGACAGCAGGCUCUUUCUCUCAGGGAUAACGGAGGAAGAGCGACAGUUCCUGGCGCCCCCGAUGCUCAAGUUCACGCGGAGCCUGUCCAUGCCGGACACCUCGGAGGACAUCCCGCCGCCCCCGCAGUCGGUGCCCCCGUCCCCGCCGCCCCCCUCCCCCACCACCUACAACUGCCCCAAGUCCCCCACGCCCCGGGUCUACGGGACCAUCAAGCCGGCCUUCAGCCCCAACCCCGCCGCCAAGGUGGUGCCCACCGUGCGCUCGGACACGGUGGCGGCCGUGAUGCGGGACAAGGGCCUGUACUACCGCCGCGAGCUGGACCGCUACUCUCUGGACUCCGAGGACCUGUACAGCCGCGCGGCUGCCCAGGCCAACUUCCGCCACAAGCGGGGCCAGAUGCCCGAGAACCCCUACUCGGAGGUGGGCAAGCUGGCCAGCAAGGCCGUGUACGUGCCCGCCAAGCCGGCGCGGCGGAAGGGCAUGCUGGUGAAGCAGCCCAACGUGGAGGACAGCCCCGAGAAGACGUGCUCCAUCCCCAUCCCCACCAUCAUCGUCAAGGAGCCGUCCACCAGCAGCAGCGGCCGCAGCAGCCAGGGCAGCAGCGUGGAGGCCGAGCCGGCCGCUCCCGAGCCCGGCCAGCUGCGGCCCGACGACGGCCUCACCGUCAGCAGCCCCUUCGCCGCAGCCAUCGCCGGUGCCGUGCGCGACCGUGAGAAGCGGCUGGAGGCGCGGCGGAACUCCCCGGCCUUCCUCUCCACCGACCUGGGCGACGAGGACGUGGGCCUGGGCCUGCCCACCCCGCCGCCACCGCGCCCCAACACCAAUGCCGCUGCCACAGCCGAGGAGGACGGGGCCGAGCCGCCGUCUCCGUCCCCGCCGUCGGGGCCACCGGCCCGGGAGCCUGAGAACCACCUGGCUGGGGCCCUGGAAGCCGGCACUCAGGGGGAGGCCGGCAGGCCGCAGAACCCCAAAGGCGACAGCAGCCCCGAGGGCUACAUCCACCCGCUCACCGGGAGGCCGCUGGACCCCAGCUCUCCACUGGCCUUAGCGCUGUCCGCCAGGGACCGAGCCAUAAAGGAGGCCCAGCAGGGCCCCAAGGGGGAGGCCCCCAAGGCCGACCUCCACCAGCCUCUCUACAUUGAUACCAAAAUGCGGCCCAGCCCGGACGCCGCCUUCCCCGGGGGGCCCCGGCAGAACACGCGGGGGCCCCUGCGGCGCCAGGAGACGGAGAACAAGUACGAGGCGGAGCUGAAGGAGCGCCAGGGCGACGAGCGAAAGAACAUGUUCAUCGACAUCAUGGACACGGCCCAGCGCAAGUCGGCAGGCCUGCUCAUGGUGCACACCGUGGACGCCCGGCCGGAUGCCUUCCUGGAGGAGGAGGAUGAGAAGGAGGCCGACCAGGACGCCGAGCCCACCUGCCCGCCGCUCGAGGUGCCUGCGGACGCCCCUGACACCGAAGGUGCUUUACAGAUCUCGGGGGGGCCCGAGCCCGCUGCCAAUGCCAACGCCGCGCCGGGCAGAACCCUGGUGGCGGCGGGAUCCGUGGAGGAGGCGGUGGCCCUGCCUUUCCGUAUCCCCCCGCCCCCGCUGGCGUCCGUGGACCUGGACGAGGAUUUUAUUUUCACCGAGCCAUUGCCACCGCCCCUGGAAUUCGCCAACAGUUUUGAUAUCCCCGACGACCGCGUCGCCUCUGUGCCCACCACGCCCCCUGACGCGGGCAAGCCGAAGUCGGGCGGCGUCUCCCAGGGCCCCUCGCUGCACUCGGGCCAGCCCACCCACCCCGCCGAUGCCAAGAAGCCAGCCAGCCUCGCCAACUGCCUGCCCGCCACCUUCCCGCCGCCCCCAGAGAGCUUUGACGCCGUCACGGACUCCGGGAUCGAGGAGGCGGACAGCCGCAGCAGCAGCGACCACCACCUGGAGACCACCAGCACCGUGUCCACCGUGUCCAGCCUCUCCACGCUGUCCUCCGAGGGCGGCGAGCCCGUGGACACGUGCACCGUCUACGCCGACGGCCAGGCCUUCCUGGCGGACAAGCCCCCGGUGCCGCCAAAGCCCAAGCUGAAGCCCCUCGUGGUCAAGCCCAACGCUCUCUACCAGGACGCGCUCCCGGAGGAGGACGCGGAGGGCCUGGCCGGCGCCCCGACAGCAGCCCCACCCCCACCCGGGACGGCCAAGGCCCUGCCGCCUCGGCCCUCCAAGCUGUGGGGUGACGGCCCUGAGGUCAAGAGCCCCAUCCUUUCUGGCCCCAAGGCCAACGUGAUCAGCGAGUUGAAUUCCAUCUUGCAGCAAAUGAACCGGGAGAAGACGGCCAAGCCCCGGGAAGGCCUGGACAUGGCGAUGGGAGCCAAGGCCGCCACGGGCCUAGUGCCAAGAAGCCCGGACGUCGCCGGCACCGUCUCAGGGACACGGAGCACGACGGUCACCUUCACGGUCCGCCCGGGCACCUCCCAGCCCAUCACGCUGCAGAGCCGGCCGCCAGACUACGAAAGUAGGACCUCAGGAACCAGGCGCGCCCCAAGCCCGGUGGUGUCGCCCACGGAGCUGCCCGCGGAGCCCCUGACGGCCCCGCUGUGCGCCGUGUCGCCAGCCCCCAGCCUCACAGACGUCUUCAGUCUCCCCGGCCCGUCAGCGGCCGGGGAGCUGUUUGGGCUGAACCCCGUGGGCCGCAGCCGCUCCCCGUCCCCCUCCGUCCUGCAGCAGCCGCUCCCCAACAAACCCUUCAGCACCAAGCCCGUCCACCUGUGGACUAAGCCUGACGUGGCCGACUGGCUGGAGAGCCUGAACCUGGGCGAGCACAGAGCCGCCUUCCUGGACAACGAGAUCGACGGCAGCCACCUCCCCAGCCUCCAGAAAGAGGACCUCAUCGACCUGGGCGUGACGCGAGUCGGCCACAGGAUGAACAUCGAAAGGGCUCUCAAGCAGCUGCUGGACAGAUAAGACUGGCUGCACCCCGCCCCCCCCCUUAUAAGUAGAGAUGGGCUGACCGGGAACAGGCCGCGUGCUGUGCCGUGCCGGGUGUGCAACCCCCAGGCCCUGGGGUGACUGGGCAAAGGCCUGGGAGCACCCGCUUCUGAGCGGGCUGUGGGGGGAAUGCCCAGCCAGGGAGAAAGCUCUUCGCGGGCCGAAGGAGAGGCACAGCGGCUCCCCGGGGCCUCCCCGCGCCACGUCCAAGCCAUGCCCCUGUGGCCCCCGUCUUAGGCAGGCAACAGUGGCCCCCGGCUGCCUGCUGAGGCCCCCCUUUCUAUUCCUGGGUUGCUGGCGCCCUCCCCCCAACUCCGGGGCCCUCCACGCACACUUGCCUUUAUUUCCCUGUUCUUUGCCGGGUGAGCUGCCCCCUCUCACCCUGUUCCCAGCCCCGUGCAUGUGUCUGGGGCCCCUUUCUUGGGCCUGAGGUAGCGAGACCCCAGUUUCCAGUGGAUUGUGGCACCCCCACCUAUCCUCCUGCGGUGGCCCCGCAGGCCCACGAGCCCCGAGGCUGUGGGCAGCGGUAGGAGUAUGAACGAACGGAGCCUGGCUUUGCCUGCCUUUUCUUUUUUCUUUCUGCAAACCUCAGAGCAGCGUCCCCAAGUGGCCAACGAGAUGUCCCGCGGAGUUUAGUCAGAGUACAAAGUCGCGAUUCCAAUGAGGGGAGCCCUGGCGGCCAUGGGAAACAGCAGCGGCACCACCUGGGGGGGGGGGGCACGUGUCUGGGAUAAG
Molecule: messenger RNA, 6389 nt
Organism: Suncus etruscus (white-toothed pygmy shrew)
Lineage: Eukaryota; Metazoa; Chordata; Mammalia; Eulipotyphla; Soricidae
Gene: SHANK2
Product: SH3 and multiple ankyrin repeat domains 2
Exons: 25
Coding region: 9-5630 (1873 amino acids)
Cellular component (GO): postsynaptic density; postsynaptic membrane; dendritic spine
Molecular function (GO): synaptic receptor adaptor activity; ionotropic glutamate receptor binding
Source: RefSeq, a predicted model, not a curated record